AUUAAAGAUUUUGUUGUAUUUUCAGAAAACGAAGAAUUGUCUUUAGUGGCAGCGUUCUUGGUUCUACCGUUCUUGUUUUCUCCUGUUACUUUUAAAAAUAAAAGGGGCAAAUGUAAUUGGAGACCUUCAAAAAGUGAGAUGCGAGAUGGUUUUAUUCUUCAUUUGAGAUCUCAUGCAGAAUUACAAGAAACAAUAUCAAGAAGAAAACAAAAGUAUACACAAUUAGCUUUAACAUUGCAACCUUUAAUUAUUAUCAUCGGAUCAACUAUAAGUGAUAUUUCUCAGUAUUUUGUCGUAGUUGAUGAUACAUAUUAUCUUUUAAAUUCUAUUAUUGCUGCUGUAGACUGCUGUUUUAAAAUUAUUCAUGCUCUUCAUGCAGAAUACCCAGUUGAAAGUAAACCAGUUUGGUAUUUUAUUCAAAAAGGUUUCUACAAGUUAAAAACUUCAUGGGAUACAGAAUAUGUUACUGUUAAUUCAUUAAUUAGUGAUGUAGGUAUUUUGGUUUAAAUAUAAUUAUUUUCAUUGUAA
Sipha flava (yellow sugarcane aphid) is the source of this 528-nucleotide messenger RNA. RefSeq lists its product as uncharacterized. NCBI's taxonomy places the organism in Eukaryota, Metazoa, Arthropoda, Insecta, Hemiptera, Aphididae. The transcript has a single exon. The record is from RefSeq and is a predicted model, not a curated record. The annotation marks the transcript as partial.